Molecule: messenger RNA, 1988 nt
Organism: Malus domestica (apple)
Lineage: Eukaryota; Viridiplantae; Streptophyta; Magnoliopsida; Rosales; Rosaceae
Source: RefSeq, a predicted model, not a curated record
AAAAAUCUAUUUGCGUAAGAAGUUUCUUCCCAAAAGCUUCUUUUAUUUUUUGUGUGCUCUAUCUGUACUUCUUAAACCUAGUAACUGUAUGUCUUUGCUCACUUUUCCGUGGUAUGUACUGCAGCAGCUGGCAAGUUGCGUCCAUCGUUAUAUAUGGGUAAGAGCUUCAUUUAAUUAGUCCAUCUAGUCUUUUGAUUUUGGGUAUCUUUAUCGGCACCCAAAUUUUAGUGAAGUUCACCUAACUAAAACAUUUUGUCAAACUUCAUAGUUUCCCCUCAUUUUUAAGUUCGCCCAAAUCCACACCAGCCUCCACCUACCAAAACAAAGAGAAAAUGAACAGACAAAACCACUACCGCGCGCCCAACAAAACUACACCACCCUCCGGUCCCUCCCUCGUAGACGCGUCGAUGCCGGCUCCUUGGUGGGUCUGUGUGUUCCUUCUCUUUCUAUUGGUGAAUGGUACUGGUGGCUGUGUGUUGUUGGUUUUUUUGGUGAGUGGUAGUUGCUGCUUUGUGGGUUGGGUGAACUCAAUUUCGACGGCAAAUUAAAAAGUUUGAUGACAAAAAUUUUUUAGUUGAGUAAAACUAACUAAAAUUUGGAUGUCAAUAAAGGCACCCUUUGAUUUUUUUUAUUUUUUUUUCACUUUAUGCACUUUUCAAACUCAUAGUCGAUUGAUUUUGUUGCAGUACGUGUAUGGUUUAUACUCAUAUGCAUCGGGUUAUUUUUCCUAGCCAGAUUUGUUUUUGGAGUUCCAAUUGUGACUGCAUUUCUAAUCUACACAUGGCGCAGAAGACAUUUAUCAAUGUAUAGCACAAUAGAAGAUUUUCUGCAAUGCAAUAACAACUUCAUGCCUAUAAGGUACUCUUACUCGGACGUCAAGAAAAUGACUCGCAAGUUUAAGGACAAGUUGGGCAAAGGUGGCUUUGGCUCUGUAUUUAAGGGAAAGCUACGCAGUGGUCGAUUUGUAGCAGUUAAAGUUUUGGCCAAGCCCAAAGCUGAUGGCCAAGAUUUCAUUAGCGAAUUAGCUACAAUCGGAAGGAUUCACCAUGCCAAUGUGGUGCAACUUGUUGGAUACUAUGUUGAGGGAUCAAAACGCGCUCUAGUCUAUGACUUCAUGCCUAAUGGUUCUCUUGAUAAAUACAUUUAUUCCAAAGAAGGAAGUGUCCCCUUAACUAUCAAGAACAUGUACGAGAUUUCUCUUGGAGUGGCUCAAGGGAUCGAAUAUCUACACCAAGGUUGCGAAAUGCAAAUUCUACAUUUCGACAUCAAGCCUCAUAACAUCCUUCUUGAUGAGAACUUUAAAGCAAAGGUUUCUGACUUUGGGCUUGCAAAAUUGUAUCAUGUAGAUAAUAGCAUUGUCUCUUUGACAGCAGCACGGGGUACACUGGGAUAUAUUGCUCCUGAGUUGUUCUACAAAAAUAUUGGAGGCGUCUCAUAUAAGUCAGAUGUCUAUAGUUUUGGAAUGUUGUUGAUGGAAAUGGCAAGCAGAAGGAGGAAUUUGAAUCCAACGGUAGAGCAUUCAAGCCAAAUCUACUUCCCAAUGUGGGUAUACGAUCAGUAUAUUGUAGGAAAUGACUUGGAAAUGGACAAUGUUACAGAGGAGGAAAAGAAAGUAAUAAGAAAGAUGGUUAUAACCGCCUUGUGGUGUAUUCAAAUGAAACCAAGUGAUCGCCCUUCGAUGUCCAAAGUUGUCAAAAUGCUUGGAGGAGAUGUUGAAUGUCUGCAAAUGCCUCUCAGGCCUUCUCUAUGCCCCCAAAAGACGCCUGUGACAGUGGGUGAUAUUCAAGACAAUGAAUUGAACCCAAGAUGUUCUAACGCGGAGCUAACGUGUUCAUUGUCAGCUAGGUGAUAGUCAAAUGGUUAAGAAAGUGCAGUAAUGUAUUAUUAAUUAAAUUCUUGCCUUAAAGUGAUUUAGUGAAUAACUAUUGUCUGUAAUUGUUUGGCUUGGAUUCAUCUAAGAACGACUUGUGUUGGUGCGUAUACAUAUA